Molecule: messenger RNA, 3969 nt
Organism: Micropterus salmoides (largemouth bass)
Lineage: Eukaryota; Metazoa; Chordata; Actinopteri; Centrarchiformes; Centrarchidae
Product: G-protein coupled receptor 39-like
Exons: 2
Coding region: 321-1571 (416 amino acids)
Biological process (GO): G protein-coupled receptor signaling pathway
Cellular component (GO): membrane
Molecular function (GO): G protein-coupled receptor activity
Source: RefSeq, a predicted model, not a curated record
CUUGGAGCCACACACUGGAUUUUGGGGGUAAGACACUGAACAUUGAGAAGAUAGUAAAAAGUAGCCGGCGGUGGAUUCUUUGUAUUUUCUGCUGUGGAGUGUCCUGAAAUGAUACACCUACGGUGAUAUGAAGUUUUUCCGCCCCCUCCCUGCUUGAAGAAAUAAUUCCAGACAAAGAAAAGGCUUGAGGGUAAAGUGCUCUCUUGGGAAACUGCUCGCUCCUGGAUCUCGGCUCUAAUCACCGGGAGGGCGCCCAGCAGAACUAAUAGCUACAAGAAAAAAUCAAUACCUGGUAAACCUGAGCUCACCACUCCCUCACCAUGAAUCAGGAAAUAGCAGAUAAGAAAAACUGGAGGGAGCUUGAACCCAACUUGCCCACCAAAAUCUUCCUGACAGUAUUUUACAGCCUGAUCCUGGUGACGGGCAUUUUGGGUAAUUCAAUCACAAUCAGAGUGACCCAGGUGCUGAAGCGUAACGGCUACCUGCAGAAGAACGUCACCGACCAUAUGGUUAGCCUGGCGUGCUCGGACCUGUUGGUGCUGCUCAUCGGCAUGCCGGUGGAGCUCUACAGCGCCAUCUGGUUCCCGUUCUCGUCCAUCUCUGGCAACGCGUCCUGUAAAAUCUACAACUUUCUGUUCGAGGCUUGCAGCUAUGCUACCAUCCUCAACGUCGCCACGCUGAGCUUUGAGCGCUACGUGGCCAUCUGCCACCCGUUCCGCUUCAAAGCCUUUGGGGAAAGACGCACCAUGGCCCUCAUCACCAUCUCCUGGGUGGUGUCCCUGCUCGUGGCCCUGCCGCUGCUGAUUGCCACGGGGACGCAGGGACACAUUCCCAUCGCAAGAAGCACACCCGUCCAGAACCUGACUUUCUGUACCAAUCUGAGGGAGCGCUGGACGAUGUACAGGGUGAGCAUCUUCAUCGCUUUCAUCGUCUACAUGGUGGUGUUGAUCUGGGUGGCCUUCAUGUGCCGGGCCAUGGUCGUCGUCCUUAAGAAGCAUUUAGGAACCACGGAUGGCGCCACCAAUGGGACCCAAAGAGACGCCAGGCACGAAAGUUCAAAGGUCAGGACAGCCAGGAAGCAGACCAUCAUUUUUCUUGGUCUCAUCGUGGUAUCCUUGAUGGUGUGCUGGCUUCCCAACCAGAUUCGUCGUCUUAUGAUGGCUGCCUUGCCCAAGUCCCAGUGGAGUGUUUCCUACUUCCGGAGCUACGUUACUCUCCACCCUGUGGCCGACUCCUUCUUCUACCUCAGCUCUGUCCUCAACCCAUUUCUCUACAACCUCUCCUCCAGACAGUUCAGGGAGGUUUUUGUCCAGGUGCUGCGGUGCCACCUCACCAUCGAACACAUCAACAAGCGAACUGUGCAUGGUGCCGCCUCUGCACGCUCCCUCCAGCCCCUGCUGUUAAAGUCAUUGCGUCGCAGCAGGGCGAACCACCCUACCCUUGCACGAGAGGAAACCCCUCAAAGUGACUCUGGAGUGGCUUCAAAUACUCAAAUGUCUCUCGGCCCGACUGAAGAGUCUGACUCAAGCCUCAAAACAAAGAGAGAUGUACCACCAGAGGCUGACGUGUAAUGUGCUGUACAAUUUAAUGCAAGACUGAAAAAAACUAACCAAGGAUGCCUGUGCUGUACCAUCAGAAACAAAUAUAGAGAUAUUCUUUAUCCACAACAAUACAAAGUUUCAAAAGUCGGAAAUUUCAGUGAGCAAUCAUGCUCAGCUGGCAAUUUAGCACAGUAGUAAGCUUGAUGGGACUCCUCAAAGAGACAUAUAACUUAAAGGUGGGGUGUGCGAUUCCAAUCCAGUACACAGCUUUUUGUGAAAUUCCUCGAAAAACAAAAGUGUUUGUACACAGCCCUGACUCUGUAAAUGGGAAGCAAACAAAGUGGCUUGGCCCGAGCCACACAACACUAUUCCAGCCGUGAUUUGUCUGUCAGGGAACGUUAAAUGACUCGCCACAGACAUUCAGAUUACUUUCUUGUUUGCCACGAUAUGCUGUUGUUGUGAUGUUAGCUAUAGCAGCAAGAGAGCUGUGAGUAUGGCUGUCUGGAGCUGCUGUGCUGGCUCUGGGGCCGUCUCGUGCUCUCUGCUGGUUAGCCUCGGAGCAGCAACUGUAACGACAGUUUGGUAACCCAUAGACUAGCUAACGAUACAUUACUUGCUGUGUCUUUGUUCACUCUCUAUCAAGGUAUUUGUCGAGCUGUUUGGAUUUCUCCAGAAUCGCUUACCCCACUUUUAAGAAAUGUCAAAAUGUCAAAUGAAUGUUUAUGUGAAAGCUCAAAUAUUAAAAUAAGCCUGACGACCCCACAGCUAGAGUUAAAGUUAAACGUACCCAGUGACGUGACCACUAGUGGUGAUAUGGAUCACUGUUUGGAUGUGUGGGUCUUCUUAAUGCGCAUGAGGACACACACAUUAUAUAUAUAUAUCUCAUAAGCACACAGGUUACACGUUAUAUUUUCCUAUUGACUGCAGAGGGCGGAAUUGCAAAUGUGUAGUGCAUACUACAAGCCCCCAGGAGCAACACUGAGCUGGAAGGCAGUUUUGGCUAAGUGGCCACAGUUAUAUAGCAGGUCACUUGCCGCGCACUGGCCCCAAAUGACUUUUCCCAUACACAUUUAUUACAAAAGAAAAGGCUGUAAAAUGAUGAUGAAAACCUCAAAAUGAAUUUGAACCUUUAAGUCGUUCAAAUUUGAAAAGUCGGGAAGCAGGAAGCAGGCAUGCCAAAGGCGCCAAAAAAGUAUUCUCUGCCUUGACUGAAUAACUAAUCAGAUGUCUCGAUGCACAUGAGGUUGAGAUCAUGGUAUUAUUGAUGUUCAGAGUUCAUGUAUUCGACACAAGACUUGACAAUACAACAAGUUCCCCAAAUCUGAUGGUUAAACGUUUGUUCAAAAACCUCUAGAACGAUAGAUAAGCGUCUUCUGAUCUGACGCCUCUAUCGACAGGAUGACAUAUUUUUUCUGUUCCUUCCUAAACAGUUACAAAUCUCUGUUUGAAAAAUAAAAAUAAAUCUUUAACCAUUGUUUGGUUACGUUUAGACACCAAAAGGUUUGGGUUAGGGAAUGAUCAUCGUUUGGGUUAAAAUGUCAACUUUGUCAUGGUCACAGUAAUAAACAGAUGGUUAGGGUAAGGAGACGAUCAUGGUCACGGAUAAAAGAAACCAACAUUGCUCAGUAGGAAAUGAGAAGCGAACGGCGAACUCCUUUGCUCCUGUUAUAAUUACUACAACUGCUAGAGGAACGUAAAUGUGUUGUUUUGGAGCACUGGCUGAAACAACUGAUGCUGUUCUCCACAGGGCUUUGAACCUUUAAAGAUCACCUCCAAACAAACCAUUUAACCACUGUGAAAGCAACUGAAUAUUACAUUUUGACAGGCAACACCAAUUUCUUGCAGGUUUAGCAGAUCACAUUACCUCAUGUCUUGAUAUAUCUGGCUCUGAAAUAACCUCUCAAGGUAUGGAUGCUGAUAUCUUCCCAUAUAACAUAUUCCCUGAUAAUAGGUAACUAGCAUAUUUUCUUUUUAAAGUGAUGGGAUAAAAAGUUGACCUACUCCAUCAUAAGCCGACAUGUAGCUACACUAGAUACCCCCCAUCACACUGCACACUUAUUGCAUUACUGCUGCUCCACCUCAGUGCAAACUGUUCAAAUGUCAGUCACUGGAGAUGCAAUGAAUGUGUGAUAAGUAGUUUGAAAAGGGUAUUUGUUCUUCAACAUGUAGCUCUGUGUACAAUAUUGGUGAGCAGCAAAGGUUGUCACAGAAUUAGUGGAGCAAAAUUCCAGGAUAACAAACUUUUUUACGGCUUCCGCAGUGUGUUCGUGGACUUUACAGAGAUCUGUCACUGAUAACAUGUUGCACCUGUUGUGGGCUAGAGGGCUGUAGGUGGUUUUAAUAUUACCACUGAUAUAUUAUAAACCUUUUUCCUCACCUCACUUUAUGUCUUUCUUCCCAGAGUCAUUAAACAGUAUCACUGUCGUAA